UGCGGUGUUGGUAUUUAGAGCGCAGCGGCGGAGGAGCCGGGUCGCCUUCGCCUUCCGCGCCGCUCGCCUCCGCGCCCGCCUCGCCGCCGCUCCCGGCCCGCCGCCGCCGCCGCCGCCCAGCUCGCCCCCGCCCCUCCCGCAGGCAUGUCCGAGGCCAAGAACCCCGAGUACGCUUCGUUCUUCGGCGUCAUGGGCGCCUCGUGCGCCAUGAUCUUCAGCGCCCUGGGUGCUGCCUAUGGCACAGCCAAGAGCGGCACCGGCAUCGCCGCCAUGUCUGUCAUGCGGCCGGAGCUGAUCAUGAAGUCCAUCAUCCCCGUGGUCAUGGCUGGCAUCAUCGCCAUCUACGGCCUGGUGGUGGCGGUCCUCAUUGCCAACUCCCUGAAUGAUGGCAUCACCCUGUACAGGAGUUUCCUCCAGCUGGGUGCGGGCCUGAGCGUGGGUCUGAGCGGCCUGGCGGCCGGCUUCGCCAUCGGCAUCGUGGGGGACGCGGGCGUGAGGGGCACUGCCCAGCAGCCCCGGCUGUUCGUGGGCAUGAUCCUGAUCCUCAUCUUCGCGGAGGUGCUGGGCCUCUACGGUCUCAUCGUGGCCCUCAUCCUCUCCACAAAGUAGCCGCGCGGAGCCACUGGCCACCGAGUCCGAUGUAAAGACCACCCCUCCUCAUUCCAGAACGAACAGCCUGACAUGCACGGGCCGCCGCCCCUCCGUAGUUGGUCUUGUAAAUGCGCAGUGUCCUAGUGCCCAUCGUCCGUCGCCCCGCCUGGCCCCCGCCGCCCCGUGCUGUGGACAUCUGGGCCCACUCCUCCCACCCAGGUCCCUCCGCGCCACCUAGAGUGCUGUGUAUAAAGUGUUAGGGUUGUCAUUCUUCACUGGAUGUUAUUUAUGAAGACCCGCCCGCCCCGUCCCCGCCCGCCCGCCGGCGCGGCGCCCGCUCCGCAGCCCCCUUAGUACCGUGUCCCGUGGUUCCCGCGCCCCGGACUGCUUGGGCGGAGCCGGCGGGGCCGCGUCCCGUCCCGGCCGCCGGCCCGCGCCACGCUGUGUCCAAUAAAGUUCUCGGAUGUGA
Molecule: messenger RNA, 1060 nt
Organism: Dipodomys spectabilis (banner-tailed kangaroo rat)
Lineage: Eukaryota; Metazoa; Chordata; Mammalia; Rodentia; Heteromyidae
Gene: Atp6v0c
Product: ATPase H+ transporting V0 subunit c
Exons: 3
Coding region: 145-609 (154 amino acids)
Biological process (GO): proton transmembrane transport
Cellular component (GO): proton-transporting V-type ATPase, V0 domain
Molecular function (GO): proton-transporting ATPase activity, rotational mechanism
Source: RefSeq, a predicted model, not a curated record